This is a messenger RNA of Ceraceosorus guamensis, 375 nucleotides long. RefSeq lists its product as hypothetical. The coding region runs from base 1 to 375 and encodes 124 amino acids. The record is from RefSeq and is a predicted model, not a curated record. Lineage: Eukaryota; Fungi; Basidiomycota; Exobasidiomycetes; Ceraceosorales; Ceraceosoraceae. The transcript has 3 exons.
AUGGAGGAGGGAUUGGAUCAAGAGUAUUACUUGAACAGGACAGGCUGUGGAGUCCCGCUCAAUAGGCUUUGUGCGGUCUGCUAUGCCGCACCCCCUUUGAGCUCUUUGGGAAUCUUGGCGCUGGAGAGGGAGAAUCCAAUCGCUCGAUUUCACGCGCUUCAAAUCAGCCUCACAUCUGUUCCCUACCUGCUCAAUCUGUGGGUUUGGCGCAGCUUUUUCGGUCUCACGUGGCUGCCCAUCGUCUUUUUCUUUGCCGGAUUGGGCUGGUGUUGGGUUGCCGGGUCUACAGCUGCCAAAGCUUCCGCAAGUCUGGCCAGAGUACCAUAUCUACCCUUUGUCGGUCCUCGCGUCGAAAGAUGGAUAGAGCGAGAAUGA